UCCUUUAACAGCAUCUAAACCAAUCCUCUAAAUGUUAGUGCAUGUUCACCUCUAUUCUCUAUUUACAUCAAUCAUAUUCAACAUCAAAACUUGUAUUUUACAUAAAAAUACUUUUAAAUAAAAAAAAACUUGGAGAUUAAGUGUAAAGAAUUUAUUUAUUUUAAAUGUAUUCAGUUUCUGCAGUGUAGGUGAGACACGGUAAUAAUUGUAUUAGCAUUUGUGUUGUCCUCUCUCUCUCUCCCCCCUUGCUGUGAAUUCCCCUCGCCAUACACAGACUGCAUGCGGCAUUACCGUCACCUUGAAAUUUCAUCUGCUAUUUUCCAAUUAAAAGCUUAAUAGCCCUGGAAACCGAGUUCAUGUGGUGAAGUUUACUCUGGCCCCCAGUUCUCAAAGUUGUGCAGCCGGGAUCCCAUUACGUGCUUGAAUAAACCCAUUUAGGAACAGAAACGGGACUCGAGGGUGCCCGGUGUUGAGUUUCACUGGACUUUAAAAGCGAUGGGCAUCAUUUUAAGAAAGGUGUGCUGCAAUUUACACCCUACAUCGCGCCUCAAAGUGCAUUUAAAGUCUAUGAGUGUUUACUGUGUCCACAAAACAAAUAGACUUGUUUAAUGUAGAUGACGUUGCCCAGUAUUUUUUUUCCCCUCUGAUCCUUCCAGAAUUAAUUUGGGACACGUCCAAAUCAUAUCUCUCAAUUAACUCUUGCUGCAUGGCGGACUAUUCAACAUUUUUCAUGGGAAUAAGUCAAAAGCUCAUUCAGAUGCAAACCACCAUAUUAUUGUCGCCUGUUUAAUUCGAAUUCACAGCGUGCGGUUAAACUAAAUGCCAAAGUGGUUGCAGGAUUUUCAUGAAAAGCGCACAGCAGUUAUGUGAAUUCUUCUCCACAUUCCCAGGUAAUUCUUGAAAUGACUGCACUCCUAGAGCCUCAUAUGAGGUUGAAAAAUUGCUGUGGGUCCGAUAUUAGAGAUUGCUUUGUUUAUUUUAUUAUAUUCUCUAGAUAUUUUUUCUGCAGUCUAAAUAGCUACUGUUAAAACCUACAGUAUAUCCUGAAUUAAAUUAAAUUAUUUAUUUAAAAUAUUGCGAAUUAGGCCUAAUCAAUUACUUUCAUUGGGGUCGACGUUUUAAGAUUAAUUUGUAAGUCAUUUUCGAUAUUGCUGGGUUUACGACGCCACACAUUUAUACAAAAAUACAUUGUUUGUGAUGAGAAACUGAAGGAAAUGUAAAAAGUGUUGCAACCGCCCCCACUCUCCCCUAUUCUACUUGUUUUGUGUGCUUGUUAAUGUGGAAUAAAAUAACAAAUUACAACAGUAGCUUCUGUUGUUGAUGUACCAUCCUGUACUACAGUAAGCGCUCGGUUAUAAACUUACAAAAAUGAUCUGACUAAUAACUUUUGUGGUUAAUUAAAAACGUUUUAAAACAGAUAUUUGGACAAUAAAAACGUUUGAAAACCCUUGAGGCUGUUAUGUUGACUUCCUUAGGAGGGCUUCAAGCUUUCACAGAUUAGACAUGGGGCUAAUUAGAUGUUUUUUUAAAUGUCAAGUGGCAAGAUAUUGCUCAAAAUUCUAAUUGUAAGUUGGAAAAAAGCGAGACUUCCUCUCUCCAUCCAGUGUCAGGGGAAUGUAAAUUGCUCGUGACCGUGAUGUGAGAACAGAAGUUACUCGUUAGUGCGUGUCAGAUCGCCUGAUGCACUUGUUUAUUGAGGGGCGAAAGGUGGAUCCUCGACUUAAAGAGUCAACACCUCUCAUCGCGAGUGUAGCGAGCAGCAAAGGCACUGUUCCUCUACACCUUAUCUGAUGCACUUGCGCCUCUGGCACCCCUGGAAACCACUUGAGAAAUGAAUGGCUACGGAUCGCCCUACCUCUACAUGGGGGGCCCGGUGUCCCAGCCGAGAGCGCCCCUCCAGAGGACCCCCAAGUGUGCGCGCUGCAGGAACCACGGGGUGCUCUCCUGGCUGAAAGGGCAUAAGCGUUACUGCCGGUUUAAGGACUGCACUUGCGAGAAAUGUAUUCUGAUAAUCGAGCGACAGCGGGUCAUGGCGGCUCAGGUGGCGCUCAGGCGGCAGCAGGCGAACGAGAGUUUGGAGAGUUUGAUCCCCGAGUCUCUGAGAGCGCUGCCGGGCAUCACGAUGGGGAGCGGGGAGCAGAGUGCGACCCCACGAUCAAGCGACAUAGACCUGGGCUGGAGCUCAGACACAGUGAGCCCUAAACCACCGCAAGACCUAAAUGAGGAGCUGUCUGGUGGAGAGAAUGGAGGCAGUUCCAGUGACAGAGAACCAGAACCAGCCAGCUCCCCUGAGGAGUCCAAACCUAACCUGUGUUGCACCCCUGACACCUCAGACUCAACUUCCCAGGUUGAGGAGUCCCGUAUUGGCCUGUCUAAAUCUUGCACCGACCCAGAACCCAAAGCUGACAACCCCAAAUACUCCCCUGAGCCCAACAUCCUCAUCGAAGGCCUCUCAGGCUCUGUAUCUCUCCCUUUCAGCCUCAGGGCCAACCGGCCUCCACUGGAGGUCCUGAAGAAGAUCUUCCCAGCCCACAAACCAGCAGUCCUGGAGCUCAUCCUUAAAGGCUGCGGUGGGGACCUGGUCGGAGCCAUCGAGAUCCUGCUCUCCAGCCGUUCUACGAUGAAACCAGAAAAGGUCCUGUCAGAGAGCUCCGAUGCCCUGGUUCUCCCCUCAAACGGCCACCUCUUUGAGCACCAGUUGAGCUCGUACCCAGUCUCGUCUUCAAAGUGGUCGGUCGGUUCGGCCUUCCGUGUUCCAGAUUCCCUGCGCUUCUCCGCAGAGCCUUCUGCUGGAGUUGUACCAGGCUCUCUUAGCAUGCCGCUCCAGCACGGUUUCCCCCAGCCGCCUCGAUACCCCCUCAUGCUGAGAAAUUCAUUGAGCCGUGGCCAAGCUGGGCCCUUCAUGCACAACGAUGUGACUCUGUGGAAUACCAUGACAUUACAGCAGCAGUAUCAGCUGCGCUCACAGUACAUCCCUCCGUUCUCAGGCCCCUCAGCCGGAGUGAUCCGCAGCUCACCGCUCCUCACCAGCAGGCCCACCGAGGAACAUCGAAUCAGCAUCCAGGAGGAAAGCUGUCCUGUCAUUGCCAAACAGAGCAUGUACGCUGCAGAUGAGGAGUAUGAUGAAAGAUCUGACUCCUCAGACUCCAGGAUCUUGAACACUUCUUCCUAACUCCUAAGCGGUUUCAAUAGAUGGAUGGAAAAAAGCACUGAAAUAUGUUUCAAAUGGCUUCUUGAAAUGAUACAAAAGAGACACUGCUCAUCUAAGAGCGCAUUGAAAAGAUAAACAGUGCAUUACUUGAGGUAUUGUAUUUCUACCAAAUUUGAGGUUGUUGUGCCAACUUAAUCAUGUGUGGAAUAACAUUAGCUUUCAUUUUGGGGGGGAAAUCAAGGUAGACUUAAUAUAUUUGAGUGAUCUCUAUUUCCACCUUGCAUGAAAUGUACCAUUGAUAACAGUUUAAUGUAGAAAUAUUCCAGCAGUCCGGCAUGUAAAAGUAUGGCAAAUAAACCUUCUGUGUACUGUUAC
Carassius auratus (goldfish) is the source of this 3526-nucleotide messenger RNA. Its product is annotated as doublesex- and mab-3-related transcription factor 3a. The coding region runs from base 1832 to 3172 and encodes 446 amino acids. Gene Ontology annotation, biological process: regulation of transcription by RNA polymerase II; male sex differentiation. NCBI's taxonomy places the organism in Eukaryota, Metazoa, Chordata, Actinopteri, Cypriniformes, Cyprinidae. Gene Ontology annotation, cellular component: nucleus. Gene Ontology annotation, molecular function: DNA-binding transcription factor activity, RNA polymerase II-specific; RNA polymerase II cis-regulatory region sequence-specific DNA binding; protein binding. The transcript has 2 exons. The record is from RefSeq and is a predicted model, not a curated record.